AUGGCCAAUGUGCUUGUGCUGGGUAGUGGCGCUAGAGAACAUGCAAUCGCGUGGAAACUGAAACGAAGUAAUCAGGUCGCUACUGUUUACGUGUAUCCUGGAAAUGGAGCUCCGUUCCAAAAACCGAAAGGUAUCUCAUCAAACAAUGUGCAUGAAAUCUUAUCGUUUUGCAAAAACGAAUCAAUAAAUCUGGUUGUGGUUGGACCUGAAGAUCUUCUUUACGGUGGUAUCGUUGACGAUUUGAGCAAACAUAACAUAUCCUGCUUUGGCCCAUCGAAGAUAGCAUCUCGUCUUGAGGUACUUCUUAACUCAAGCAAAAUGUUUCAUACCUUAUGCGAUACGCAAUGUAUCUAA
Messenger RNA from Anisakis simplex (herring worm), 354 nucleotides. Lineage: Eukaryota; Metazoa; Nematoda; Chromadorea; Rhabditida; Anisakidae. The record is from the annotation of a GenBank genome assembly.